CGAUAAUCUCAACCACCCUCGACUGUGCCUUGGACCCCGUGCGACUCUCCAGCACACGUCAUGUCGCCCGCCAGCGAGGCUGCAGCCCCCUCAGGCGCCACCGAUGCCGUUUUGAAGCCGUCUGAGCCCGUGCCCGCAGAUGCCAAAGAGGUCCGUGGCAUCGACUUUGACGACUAUGCAGGCCGCAGCAUCACCGUCGAGGAGCUGGUCGCAGGCUACGCGCAGAUGGGCUUCCAGGCGACGUCCGUUGGGGACGCCGUGCGCAUCAUCAAUGGCAUGCGCGCAUGGAAGGACCCGGAGACCAAUGAGGGCACGACGAUCUUCCUAGGAUACACGUCUAACCUGAUCUCGUCCGGUCUGCGGGAAACACUGCGAUACCUGGUGCAACACAAACACGUCUCCGCCAUUGUCACCACUGCUGGUGGCGUUGAGGAAGACUUCAUCAAGUGCCUUGCACCAACGUAUCUCGGCGCCUUCUCCACGCCCGGCGCUGGCCUGCGCGCCAAAGGAAUGAACAGAAUAGGUAAUCUCGUGGUGCCAAACAGCAACUAUUGCGCCUUCGAAGACUGGGUCGUGCCCAUUCUGGACACGAUGCUUGAGGAGCAGGAGGCGAGCAAGAAGACAGAGGAGCCACUGCACUGGACACCGAGCAAGAUGAUCCACCGUCUAGGCAAGGAGAUCAACGACGAGCGCUCCGUCUACUAUUGGGCGUGGAAGAACGACAUCCCCGUCUUCUGUCCCGCGUUGACUGACGGCAGUCUUGGCGACAUGCUGUACUUCCACACGUUUAAGGCAUCGCCAGAGCAGUUGCGUGUCGAUAUUGUAGAAGACAUCCGGAAAAUCAACACAAUCGCCGUGCGGGCAAAGAGGACAGGCAUGAUUGUGCUAGGUGGAGGUAUUGUCAAGCACCACAUCGCCAACGCCAACUUGAUGCGCAACGGAGCAGAGAGCGCUGUGUAUGUCAACACAGCCCAGGAAUUUGACGGGAGUGAUGCAGGAGCACGACCAGAUGAGGCUGUCAGCUGGGGCAAGAUCAAACUGGACGGCGACAGCGUGAAGGUCUAUGCAGAGGCGACCGUGGUCUUUCCACUCAUAGUGGCUGCGACAUUUGCGACCGGGCAGCAGACCGAAAGACAGUAGGUAGCAUAUUGUAGACUACAACCAUGACGCACUGCUUGCAAAUACGACUCUUCAACAAGAGCAGCAGUGCAAGGCCGACAACGCGCAGUUGUGUGUUCCGGUGACUUUGGCACGAUCAACAGGGUGUUGAACGCCGCGCUGCACAAGGUUUGGCGUGCGUUAGACGAUGCGGGAGCUGCAGGGAAACCGCGGGGGUCGGUCGCAGCUUCCACCUUCGCCGUUAGUCUCAACAGAGCUAAGUACCCUUCCGCCUAGCAAAUGUGGA
Messenger RNA from Boeremia exigua, 1405 nucleotides. RefSeq names its product deoxyhypusine synthase. Gene Ontology annotation, biological process: peptidyl-hypusine biosynthetic process. Bases 61 to 1140 code for a protein of 359 amino acids. The transcript has 2 exons. Gene Ontology annotation, molecular function: deoxyhypusine synthase activity. Lineage: Eukaryota; Fungi; Ascomycota; Dothideomycetes; Pleosporales; Didymellaceae. The record is from RefSeq and is a predicted model, not a curated record. Gene Ontology annotation, cellular component: cytoplasm.